CUGAACUGAGGUUCAAUUCAUGCGUCCGUUUUACAAACACCGCUAUCGUCCGGUUCAGCUGAACCACAAAUUUCCUUAGGUUGGUAGCGCGCACCCGAGAAUCUGACAGUUGAGACCACGUUGGGUCUGUUUUGUUGUCAUUAUUUGUGUACGCCGAUUCGAAGUUGUUUACAUUAUUAUAAAUUAUUUGUGGUAAAUUCUGCAAAGUAAUUAGUUUUCUGCGUUUGUGGGAUGAGUAAUACACGUGCUCCGAAUUUUACAAAAUCCGAAGAAAACCUGCUCCUAUCUUUAGUGAGCAAGUAUAAAAAUAUUCUGGAGUGUAAAUUGUCCAACACUGAUGCAAAUCAAAAAAAAAAUCAGUGUUGGAAGAAAAUUGAAGUAGAGUUCAAUUCUUUAUCUGGCCCGACCUUCCGGGACCACAAAGUUUUGAAAAAAAAGUACGAUAGCAUUAAGAAGAGGACAACGAAAAAAUUUGCUGACGAGAAAGCCUAUGUCGGUGGUACUGGGGGAGGGUCACAACAAAGUAUUGAGGUCACCGAUGUUGAUGUGGCUGUAAAAGAAAUUCUCGGGGCCAGACUAAUGGGGCAUAGCAGCGAAUUUGAUGGCGAUUCCGAAACAACCUCAUUCCAAAGUAACGGCGGGAUAAAUGUUGGUUGUCUCAUCACCACGCCUGCCCAUUUGGAAGAACAAUGUACAUCAAUGUAUAAUCUCUCUGAUGACGAAAAUGAUGAUUGUUUUAUGCCAAAAGAUCAAACUGGAGCAAUGUCGAGAGAAGUGCCUGUUAUGGAUAAAAUAAGUUGUCCCAAUAAAGAAAGUGAAAAUGGUCAAACUGGGAAUUGGGCUAAAUACACCCCCAAAAUGUUGAAGCAAAAAAAAUCUUCAGCACUCACUCCAUAUCAUAGAGGUAAAGGAAACCAGACAAGUGAUAAGUUAGAGCAAUGGGCCGCUGCCAAAGAACUUGUCGAACUAAGUCGAAAGGAAUACAUCCAAAAGGAGCAAGAGUUUAAAUUAAAAGCCAUGAAAGAGAAACAUGAAUUAGAAAUGCAAAUUAUGAGAGACAAAGCUGCAGUUGAAUUAGAAGUAAUCAAGAAAGAACACCAAAUGAAGAUUGAAAUAUUAAUUGCCCAAAAAUUUAAUAUUUUAAAUAAUAAAACUUAAAUAAAUAAUUA
Zophobas morio is the source of this 1169-nucleotide messenger RNA. RefSeq names its product myb/SANT-like DNA-binding domain-containing protein 3. The coding region runs from base 232 to 1158 and encodes 308 amino acids. The transcript has 6 exons. The record is from RefSeq and is a predicted model, not a curated record. NCBI's taxonomy places the organism in Eukaryota, Metazoa, Arthropoda, Insecta, Coleoptera, Tenebrionidae.